Molecule: messenger RNA, 3547 nt
Organism: Piliocolobus tephrosceles (Ugandan red Colobus)
Lineage: Eukaryota; Metazoa; Chordata; Mammalia; Primates; Cercopithecidae
Gene: XYLT2
Product: xylosyltransferase 2
Exons: 11
Coding region: 104-2701 (865 amino acids)
Biological process (GO): chondroitin sulfate proteoglycan biosynthetic process; heparan sulfate proteoglycan biosynthetic process
Cellular component (GO): membrane
Molecular function (GO): protein xylosyltransferase activity
Source: RefSeq, a predicted model, not a curated record
UCCCCGGGCGUGGGGGCGGGAGGGAGACUCAGCCCCGCGCCCGUGCGCGCGCCCGCGGCCGGGUUGCAGGGCUGGGCGCGUGCCCCGCGUCCCGGGCAGGAAGAUGGUGGCGAGCGCGCGAGUGCAGAAGCUGGUGCGGCGCUACAAGCUGGCGAUUGCCACGGCGCUGGCCAUCCUGCUGCUGCAGGGCCUGGUGGUGUGGAGCUUCAGCGGCCUGGAGGAGGACGAGGCGGGCGAGAAAGGAAGACAGAGGAAACCACGGCCACUGGACCCUGGCGAGGGUUCCAAGGACACAGACAGUUCAGCAGGACGACGGGGCAGUGCAGGCAGAAGGCAUGGGCGCUGGCGGGGCCGUGCUGAGAGCCCAGGAGUGCCUGUGGCCAAGGUGGUACGGGCAGUAACCAGCCGGCAGAGAGCCAGCCGGCGGGUCCCACCUGCCCCACCCCCGGAGGCCCCAGGCCGCCAGAACCUGAGUGGGGCAGCAGCUGGGGAGGCACUGGUAGGGGCAGCCGGCUUCCCACCACACGGAGAUACAGGGAGCGUGGAGGGCGCCCCCAAGCCUACGGACAACGGCUUCACCCCCAAGUGCGAGAUCGUGGGCAAGGAUGCGCUGUCUGCACUGGCCCGGGCCAGCACCAAGCAGUGCCAGCAGGAGAUCGCCAACGUGGUGUGCCUGCACCAGGCCGGGAGCCUCAUGCCCAAGGCUGUGCCCCGGCACUGUCAGCUGACUGGGAAGAUGAGCCCCGGCAUCCAGUGGGAUGAGAGCCGAGCCCAGCAGCCUGUGGAUGGCCCCCCAGUGCGAAUCGCCUACAUGCUGGUGGUUCACGGCCGCGCCAUCCGCCAGCUGAAGCGUCUCCUCAAGGCCGUCUAUCAUGAGCAGCACUUCUUUUACAUCCACGUGGACAAGCGUUCCGACUACCUGCACCGGGAGGUGGUGGAGCUGGCCCAGCACUAUGAUAAUGUGCGGGUGACACCCUGGCGCAUGGUCACCAUCUGGGGCGGGGCCAGCCUCCUAAGGAUGUACCUGCGGAGCAUGCGGGACCUGCUAGAGGUGCCUGGCUGGGCCUGGGACUUCUUCAUCAACCUCAGUGCCACUGACUACCCAACCAGGACCAAUGAGGAACUGGUGGCAUUCCUAUCCAAGAACCGGGACAAGAAUUUCCUCAAGUCACAUGGCCGGGACAACUCCAGGUUCAUCAAGAAACAGGGCCUGGACCGGCUCUUCCAUGAGUGUGACUCGCACAUGUGGCGCCUGGGUGAGCGGCAGAUCCCGGCAGGCAUCGUGGUGGAUGGCGGUUCUGACUGGUUUGUGCUGACACGCGGCUUUGUGGAGUAUGUGGUGUACACAGAUGACCCGCUUGUGGCCCAGCUACGCCAGUUCUACACAUACACACUGCUCCCAGCAGAGUCCUUCUUCCACACGGUGCUGGAGAACAGCCUGGCCUGUGGGACCCUCGUGGACAACAACCUGCGGGUCACCAACUGGAACCGCAAGCUGGGAUGCAAGUGCCAGUACAAGCACAUCGUGGACUGGUGCGGCUGCUCCCCCAAUGACUUCAAGCCACAGGACUUCCUCCGGCUGCAGCAAGUCUCCAGACCCACCUUCUUCGCCCGGAAGUUCGAGUCGACUGUGAACCAGGAGGUACUGGAAAUCCUGGACUUCCACCUGUACGGCAGCUACCCCCCCGGCACGCCAGCCCUCAAGGCCUACUGGGAGAACACCUACGAUGUGGCUGAUGGCCCCAGUGGGCUCAGUGAUGUCAUGCUCACCGCUUACACGGCCUUCGCCCGCCUCAGCCUGCACCAUGCUGCCACUGCUGCACCCCCACUGGGCACCCCACUCUGCAGGUUUGAGCCCAGGGGCUUGCCGUCCAGCGUGCACCUGUAUUUCUAUGACGACCAUUUCCAGGGCUACCUGGUGACGCAGGCGGUGCAGCCCUCAGCCCAGGGGCCGGCAGAGACGCUUGAGAUGUGGCUGAUGCCCCAGGGGUUGCUGAAGCUGUUGGGGCGCAGUGACCAGGCCAGCCGGCUCCAGAGUCUGGAGGUUGGCACUGACUGGGACCCCAAAGAGCGUCUUUUCCGUAACUUUGGGGGGUUAUUGGGGCCGCUGGACGAGCCUGUGGCCGUGCAGCGCUGGGCCCGGGGCCCCAACCUCACAGCCACAGUCGUCUGGAUCGAUCCAACCUAUGUGGUGGCCACAUCUUAUGACAUCACAGUAGAUACGGACACCGAGGUCACGCAAUACAAGCCCCCACUGAGCCGGCCCCUGCGGCCAGGGCCCUGGACUGUUCGACUCCUUCAGUUCUGGGAACCGCUGGGUGAGACCCGCUUCCUUGUGCUGCCCUUGACCUUCAACCGCAAACUACCUCUCAGGAAAGAUGAUGCCAGCUGGCUGCAUGCGGGACCCCCCCACAACGAGUACAUGGAGCAGAGUUUCCAGGGCCUGAGUAGCAUCCUGAACCUGCCUCUGCCAGAGCUCGCAGAGGAGGCUGCCCAGCGGCACACACAGCUCACAGGCCCUGCACUCGAGGCCUGGACAGACAGGGAACUGAGCAACUUCUGGUCUGUGGCCGGACUGUGUGCCAUAGGCCCCUCUGCUUGCCCCUCCCUGGAGCCCUGCAGACUGACCAGCUGGAGCUCUCUGUCCCCCGACCCCAAAUCAGAGCUGGGGCCUGUCAAAGCAGACGGGCGACUCAGGUAGCAGGGCCCCAGCUAGGACCCGUGGAGAACCGCGGGAAUUGCACCUUACAGACAAUGGAGGGGUCUCCCCUCCCACAGGCAAGAACCAGAGGCCCAGGCUGCACACCCAUUUCAGCCAUCAAGAACCCACACAGAUGACAGGGUGGACACAGUAUGAACUACUGCUGAUGUCUCUGCUGGGGAUCAGAGGGCUGGCGGGAACGUGAGAGGGGUGCCCGCAGCAUUCCACACCCAGCUCUUCCUCGCCUUCCUCUCUCGUUUGUAUUUUUUUUUUUUUUUUUAACUUAAAAAGGAAAAUGGGUGGUGGGGGGAGAAACUAGAGCAGAAGAUGUGCAAUAGGGCUCAGAGCAGCCCCAGGAAGCGGGCCAUGUCUGUGGGGAGCAGGGGCCUGCUGAGCCCACCUGCUAUUGUUCUGGAUGAGGCUGGGCCUGCCUCACUCUCCAGGGCCUCGUCCCCCAGCGUGGGCCUGUGGUGCUCGUGGCUGAGGCUCCACGGGGGUGCAAGUGCCCUGCCAGGCUCUAAGGCCUGAAGAAUUGGUGAUAUGGGGGGGCACUGCAGAGCUGGGCUCUAGCAGGACAGUUAUUUUGUAGCCAGGGGACCCUGGAAGUGGGGUGGGGCUGGCUCCAGGGCUUUCCAGCAUACCCUGCCCCUGGAUGGGAAAGGCAGGGUCAGGGCCCACUGAGAGCCAUGCAGAGUUUCCCAGGUGAGCACUGGAAGUGUGAGGUCACACGAGCAGGGUGGGAAGAAGACUCUGUCAAGACUCUCAGAAGAACCUGGAGUAAUUGUGCCUGAAGCUCAGCGUGAAGUCUGAAAUAUGCAACAGAAGAAAUAUAUCUCUAUCUCUCUA